Penicillium argentinense is the source of this 804-nucleotide messenger RNA. RefSeq names its product gamma-glutamylcyclotransferase. The coding region runs from base 1 to 804 and encodes 267 amino acids. The transcript has 6 exons. NCBI's taxonomy places the organism in Eukaryota, Fungi, Ascomycota, Eurotiomycetes, Eurotiales, Aspergillaceae. The record is from RefSeq and is a predicted model, not a curated record. Gene Ontology annotation, molecular function: glutathione specific gamma-glutamylcyclotransferase activity; gamma-glutamylcyclotransferase activity. Gene Ontology annotation, biological process: glutathione catabolic process. Gene Ontology annotation, cellular component: cytoplasm.
AUGGCAGCUACAUUGCAGGGACACCAGGUGCACCCGGAAGGACGGACGUGGAAAAAUCAUUUCCCCAAGAGGGAUCUCUGGGUGUUCGGAUAUGGGAGUUUGAUUUGGAAACCACCGCCUCAUUACGACCAGCGGGUACCCGGAUAUAUCAACGGCUACGUGCGGCGCUUCUGGCAGGCUAGCACCGAUCACCGUGGUACACCCGAGCAGCCGGGGCGGGUUGUCACUGUAAUCGAACGGGAGUUCUGGGAGACGCUUGACGACCCUCUAGCUCACCUCGAAUCCGAAUCAGCCUCGACCGGCAAAGUCUGGGGCGCAGCCUACCACAUCCCGGCCUCGCAUGCUGAAGAAGUACACGACUACCUUGACGAGCGUGAAAUUGAUGGGUAUACUGCACACUUCACGCCCUUCCAUGCCGUAUCCCGCGUAUCCACGCAUACAGUUUCGAAGACCCCCGAGUCGAGCGAAGAAACCCCCAUCGUUACCAUGGUCUAUAUUGGCCAGCCCACUAAUCCACAAUUCCUGCGAGAACGCGAGCAGAGAGAGCCAGAAAACGUCGCGCAAGUGAUUAGUGCUGGUCAUGGACAAAGUGGUAAGAAUACAGAGUACCUGUACUUGCUGGAGAAGGCGCUCGAAGGACUCGGACUCGGAACUGCAGAUGUACAUGUUACAGACUUGGUCAGACGGGUGAAGGCUAUCGAGGCCGACGACCUGGCGGAGGCCGAAGAGAAGGAAGCAGAAAGAGACGUGCGGAAAUAUUUGGAGUCUGCGGGAGAACCGGUACAUGGAGACAAGAUCGAAUGA